AUGGUUGAAGAAGAGCAUGGAACCCCAGGACUGUUAGAAUCGGAUGAUGAAGUGCAGUUUUGGGGAUUUGGAACUGUUAGUAAAAACAAUAACGAGCCUCUGCCUGAGUAAGUAUUAAUGUAUCAUAGUUAUACCUGAAUGUAUUUUUAGUAAUCUGGCUUACAAAACAUAAAAAAGAACCGUGGUCAUGUUCGCACCGAAUUAAAUUCACGUAAAGUAUAUUUCAGAAUUUUUAAUUAAGCAGGCAGUAUAUUUCAAUACAAGUAUAUUUCAGAAUUUUUAAUUAAGCAGGCAGUAUAUUUCAAGACAAGUAUAUUUCAGAAUUUUUAAUUAAGCAGGCAGUAUAUUUCAAGACAUAUCACAUGUAUAUCUCCCGGCUUCACCAUUCAUAUAUACAGAUUACAGAAUGCAUGCAAUGCAUGGAUUGUAUUGAGAUCAGUCAAGCUAGCAACAUAAUUUUCUCGACUUACACAACGUAUUAAAAUUACUUCGCCAAUGGCAUUCCUAAGUAACUCGAUCAUUUUUUAAGCAAUUUAAAACAAUCGCAGUUCGUUUUUAAUCAGACCGCCUUGUAUCUUUAUAUCUGAUAAAACACUGUUUCUCUUGUUUCAAAUAGUACACCGAAAUGUGCCGAAGCUUUGAUCGCUGAAAGUAUGUGGUCGGCAGUCAAUCAGGAUGCUCAAAGUCCACUUUUCCAUACUGAAAUUACACUAAAAUAAGAUACUGUAUUUACUAAACCUACUCGUCGAAAGUCGUCAAAGCAAUAAUUUAGUAAAAUAUUGCUAUAAAUUUCAUGGUUGUUUUUGUACUGUGUAUAGUUUCAUGAUAAUGAAAUUUAUUUUCAAUAGCUUAGUGCACAAUAAAGUUAAAGUUUAUGUAAAUCAAGUAGAAUCUUUAUCACAUAUAAUAUAUCUUUGAGCAAUCUGAUUGGCCAAUGAAACAGGAAGUUAGCAACAUUUUAAGGAACUGAUAAAAUUGUUGAGGAAUUAACCUGCGUGGCAGGCCCUCAGAGGAUUCCUCCCCCGUGCCCGCCAGAAUUCUGCCCGUUGCAAAUCAGGCCCCCAUAAUAGUGAGGGUCUGCCACGCAGGCUAUUGAGGAAUUGUACAGAGGUGUUGCUUCAAGUUAGGAAAUGAAUUGGUCAACAUUUUUCGGAACGCUUCUAUUGGCACAAUCUCGUUCCCAGAGUAUGCCUGUUCGCGGGUUAUGUAGUGGCAUGAUUACAUAACCCACGAACAGGCAUACUCUGGGAACGAGAUUGCUAUUGGCACAACUGUAAUGAGUUUUUGAAGUAUAUUUAAAGUUCAUAUCUCGUUUGAUAUUUAUUUAAAACAUUUUAUAUGAACAACAGUUCCACCGUUGUAGUCAGUGUAAUAAAUUUUAUGAAAAUUUGUAAGUUUGAUUGUAAUACUAAGGAUAAGCUACGUUUAGUAAGAUUUUAUCCUAAUAGCUAGUGACUUUUGUUUAAAAUGGGAAGCGAGAUUGUUAAUAAUAAGUGUUGAUGUAAUAAAACCAUGUUUAAUUUGGCGACUCAGGAGAUAUCAUUAAUUUUGCCUUAUUUUCACCGAUCACAGCCUCGCAAACUUUAGCCCUAUAUUUUAUAACUCCUUUGAUUUUCUAUUAAAAUUGCUUAAUUAAAGGGUAGUGUUGAGCUUUGGUUUCAGCGUUUGUACUUGUUGCAUGUUUCAAACAUUAGAUGAAUCAGAGGAAAUAGUGGUAAGGGUAACAGGAAGAAAUUAACAACAUAUUUCUAUGGACAGUUUUAGUUUGAAUUACCCAGAGGAUGAAGAUGUACAGGAAGUGGACAGCUGCUUAGACCAUUAUUAUGCCUCCAUUCUGAAGGAUGGUGAUUCAACUGCCCUUUGUUAUGAAGAACAGGACAGCAUCACAUUUAAUGGUGACAAUAAUGAGAUUUUUCGCGACUACAAAACAACAGCAGAGGACGUUCGUGCACAACCUGGUGUCCCAAAGAAAGAACUGCACAAACUUCUUGACGGUUUGGCAAAGGAAAUCGACUACACAUCCAUAUCUAAAUUCAAAAUUUCUCGAAGUUUUGUAUGGGAAGGAGCAAAAAGAGCUCUAACGCGAAAGUCAUUUUGUGCAAAAAACAAGAUGUCUGUAAAAUUUACAGAUGACAUCGGCAACAGCGAGGGAGCCGUUGACUUGGGUGGACCUAUGAAGGAAUUUUCGCACUAG
Paramuricea clavata is the source of this 2194-nucleotide messenger RNA. NCBI's taxonomy places the organism in Eukaryota, Metazoa, Cnidaria, Anthozoa, Malacalcyonacea, Plexauridae. The record is from the annotation of a GenBank genome assembly.